Sorex fumeus (smoky shrew) is the source of this 1552-nucleotide messenger RNA. It is a transcript of the gene CDR2L, whose product is annotated as cerebellar degeneration related protein 2 like. The transcript is spliced from 5 exons. Bases 158 to 1552 code for a protein of 464 amino acids. The record is from RefSeq and is a predicted model, not a curated record. NCBI's taxonomy places the organism in Eukaryota, Metazoa, Chordata, Mammalia, Eulipotyphla, Soricidae.
ACCCCGCGUGGGCGCCGGGCGGGCGGCCCAUGGCCAGAGGGCAGUGCAGGGACCGGGCCGCUGCCGCCGGAGCCCGCCACUCCGGACGCCCCGGCCGCCUCCGCCGCAUUGUCCCGGGCCGCGCGCCCCAGCCUUGAGCCGCGCCGCCCGCGGGGCGAUGCGGAGAGCCGCGGCGAUGGAGGACUUCGUGGACGAGGAGGAGCCUUGGUACGACCAGCAGGACCUGGAGCACGACUUGCAUUUGGCGGCUGAACUGGGGAAGACGCUGCUGGAGAGAAACAAAGAGCUGGAGGAGUCGCUGCAGCAGAUGUACGCCACCAACGAGGAGCAGGUGCAGGAGAUCGAGUACCUGACCAAGCAGCUGGACACUCUGCGGCACGUGAACGAGCAGCACGCCAAAGUGUACGAGCAGCUGGACCUGACGGCGCGUGACCUGGAGCUGACCAACCAAAAGCUGGUGCUGGAGAGUAAGGCUGCCCAGCACAAGAUCCAGGGGCUGACGGAGACGGUGGAGCGUCUGCAGCCGCAGGUGGAGGAGCUGCAGGCCCAGGUGGAGCAGCUGCGGGGCCUGGAGCAGCUGCGUGCCCACCGGGAGAAGCGGAGCCGCCGCCGCACCAUCCAUACCUUCCCCUGCCUCAAGGAGCUGUGCACCAGCCCCCGGUGCGAGGACGCACUGCGCCUCCACAGCUCGUCCCUGGAGCUGGGCCCGCGGCCCUUGGAGCAGGAGAACGAGCGGCUGCAGGCGCUGGUGGGCGCGCUGCGGGCGCAGGUGGGCCAGGAGCGGCAGCGGCGCGAGCGCUCAGAGCGCGAGUUCGCGGCGGUGCUGGCUGAGUCGGCCGAGCUGGAGCAGCGGCUGUGCGCGCUGGAGGGCUGCCGCCUGCGCGUGCAGGAGCUGGAAGCCGAGCUGCUGGAGCUGCAGCAGAUGAAGCAGACCAAGACCUACCUGCUGGGCCGCGACGACCACCUGGCCGAGGCCCUGCUGGCGCCGCUCACACAGGCGCCCGAGGCCGACGACCCGCAGCCCGGCAGCGGGGAUGACUCGGGCAUCCAGGACUGCGCGGCCGCGUCGCCGGCCACCUCGCCGGGCCACAGCGUGCGCAAGAGCUGCAGCGACACGGCGCUCGAUGCCAUGGUGGCCGGGGACCCAGCCGGCCGCCAUGUGGCUAGCCUCACGCUGCACGCCCACGGCGUGCGCCGGCGCGGCAUGUCCAUCUUGCGCGAGGUGGACGAGCAGUACCACGCGCUGCUGGACAAGUACGAGGAGCUGCUGGCCAAGUGCCGGCCGCGUGGCGCGGGGGUGCGGCACGCUGGCGUGCAGACCUCUCGUCCCGUGUCCCGUGACAGCUCCUGGCGGGACCUGCUGGCCGGUGACGACGGCCAGGCCGAGGCCAGGGCUGAAAAAAGCCUGAGCCAGCACGUGGAGGCGGUGGACAAGCGGCUGGAGCAGAGCCAGCCUGAAUACAAGGCGCUGUUCAAGGAGAUCUUCUCGCGCAUCCAGAAGACCAAGGCAGACAUCAGUGCCACCAAAGCCAAGACACACAAUGGCAAGUGA